This is a messenger RNA of Closterium sp. Naga37s-1, 8382 nucleotides long. Lineage: Eukaryota; Viridiplantae; Streptophyta; Zygnematophyceae; Desmidiales; Closteriaceae. The record is from the annotation of a GenBank genome assembly.
AUGCCAGAAGAUUCGCAGAAGGUUCUCCUGGACGGCAUGGGUCAGGCGCUCGUGUCGUCCGGCAUGUGGCCGUGUAACAUCUUCGGCGGCGUUAAAGCGUGUGUCGCGGUGGCUUCUAACGGAGCGUUCAUGCAGCAGUGCGCGAAUGUCGCCAAGUCGGAAGUGGACUGCGCUUAUAACCGCGAGACGCUGAGUGACAUUAACGAGGAUCCGAAUGUGAUUAUGAAGGAGAAGCUUGAAGAAGCAGGCUUCGAGCCGUGUCCCGCGUGUUUGGACGCACUGCAUCGCUUCUGGUGCGGCCAGACCACCCCCACCUGUGGCACCUUCGCUAAAGUGGUUGACGAGAUUCUGCCUGAAAUGAGGCAAGUCAGUGCUGGCAAGUUGAAGCCAGACGAGCUCGUCCAGUCAGCCCUGCCCCGCAUGCUCCAAGCCUUUUCUCUCGGGCUGCCCUGCCGCAAAAUGUGCGAGGCGGUUACCGCCACCUGCAGCUGCGGCCGCCCGGCCACGUUCGGGCAGAUGAUGAAAGUUUUGGAGCUGAAGCGCACGCAGCAGCAGGCAGAGGGGGAGGGGGCGGCGGGCAGACCCCUGGCGGAGAACAAAGAUUUGAUUCCGUUUGGGUUCAGUACGAACAUGUCUCUGGCUACUGCUGUGAAGAUCUUCAAAGGGGUGUGGGAUCGACCCGUGUGCGACUUGUUUGCUCCACAUGACGCCCCUGGCUUCCAGGGUGUGUGUGAGACGUGGUGGGCGGGCGCGGACAAGAACCAGACGACAUGCCGCUGGUGCGAGUCGAAGCAGCGGCCAGAGGACAUGGACGAACAGAUUGUGGCUCAGAUCGCCCAGUCUGUAUCCAGUAUGAUGCAGGCUGGUCUCGAGCAUGUUCUCUUCGCAGCCGCCUUCCCGGUUCCCACCCUAAACGCUGCCCGCACCACCACCACCACCACCCCCUCCUCCUCCUCAUCCUCCUCCUCCUCUGCGGCCUCUGCCUCUGUCUCUGUUUCCAAUGCCGGCCCUGCAACUGCAACAGCUUCUGCUCGUGCUGCUAAUGCUGGUGUUGCUGUCUCUCCUGCUGUUGCCCCUGAAGCCGAUGCGGCCGACGCAGCAGCGGUAGAGCAAGCAGAGGAGGAGGUGGAGCAGGAGGAGCAGAAAAGCUUCGACUGGCAAGACGACCAAACCGGGCUACCCAAUCCCGAGCCUGUUGAACUACCCCCUGACACUGUUCCUCCCGAGCUGAUCGACCCUACCGGCGAACCUGGUCCCAAGCCUGCCGCCGAACCGGGCGCCGAGGCUGCAGCCGAGCCUGGUUCGGAUGGGCCGGGGUAUUUUAGAGAAGCAGCGCCGGGGGACUGGGGGUAUAAAGAGUCAGAGGAGGAGAAAAUGGCUAAAAUGAUGCGAGGGGAGGGUGUGGGAGAGGAAGGGGGGGAGGUUCCAUCUGGGAAAGGUGGUACUGCGGGUGGAAGGUGGGAAGAGGUGAUGAAUGGGAUGAUGGGGGGGAGGGGAGGGCGAGGAGGUGAGGGGGGACGAGGGGAGGGGGAGAGGGGAGAAAGGGGGGGGGCAGAGGGCAGAGGUGGUGCAUGGGAGGGAGGUUCUGCUAGAGGGGGGACGAUGAUGCGAGGGGGGCCGGGAGAAGGUGAGGGUGGUGAGAAGGAAGGAGAGAAGGAAGGAGAGGAGGAGGGAGCGGAGGAGCCAGGAGAUUCCAGGGGUUCUGCUGUUGCAAGCGCAGGCACGACUUCUCCCAGUGUUCCUCGAGCCGAGCCUUCUCCCGAGCCUGGAGAACCGGAGCGGCCUCCGGUUUGGGAGAAGAAGGAAUGGCAGGAGAAGGGAGGGGAGCCGAGCUCCGGGUGGCGGUCGGAAAAGCCGGAGGAGCCGGUGGAAGAGGGUGGGGGGAAUGUGUGGUAUCGAGGGCAUGGGGAUGAUUUGCCCCUUCCGCCGAGAGAGGAAAAGCGCGGGUCGCCUUUGGUGGCGACGAUUUUUAUUUUCUUUGCGGCUGUGGGAGUGGUGGCGGGGUUGGCGUUUUGGAAGAUGAGGAGGGAGCGGAGGGCGAGGGACGCGCGCGUGCUGUCGCUGGUUCUCCUAAUCCACCUGACCAUAUCCUCAACGGCCUUAUCCGCAACAGCUCAACCCAUCCCCCUUCCGCGAGUCACUGACGGCCCGGCAGCGCUGGUGGGAAGCGCCGCCAGCUCAGCACAGUCCGCGAUCGGUGGCCCCGCGAUCCCGGUCCAGAACCCGAUCGGCGGCGCCGCGGGCGCGGCUCAGAGCACAAUUGGCGGCGUCGCUGGCGCGGCUCAGGGCGUGAUUGGCUCUGCAACCACCGCCGCCCAGACCACGGCCGGCAAUCUUGUGAGGACCGUUGGUGGCGCUCUGAACGGAGUUCAAAACACCAUCGGUGGCGCAGUGAACGGGGUUCAAACCACUGCUGGCGGCGCCUUCAACACACUUCAAAACAUCGCUGGUGGCGCCCUGAACGGGGUUCAGACCACUGCUAGCAGCGCGCUCAACGCCGUUCAGAGCACUGCUGGGGCCGCGCUGAACGGAGUGCAGGGCGCCGCUGCGGGAGCGACGGAUGCAGCUCAGCGCACCCUCGGAUCUGCCCUCAACGCAGUUCAGACUGUCGCCCAGGACCCGAUUGGAGCUAUUCAGAGCACUGCUGGGACCGCGCUCAACGCAGUUCAGACCACUGCCGGGGGCGCUGUCGGUGCGGUCCAGACUGCUGCUGGCGGCGCUCUGGGGGCGGUGCAGGGGACUGUAACCAGCCUGGGAAACGCCCUGACUGGCACUGCUCAGCAGCUCGCUACUACCGGCCCCGUUAACGCUAUAAGGAACGCUGCCGGCACGGCUGCAAGCAACGUGGGGAGCGCUUUGAGCGGGCCUGCGGGAGCGAUUCAAGGUGUGGCUGGUGCGGCUGUGGGCAAUGUUGCGAGUGCAUUGCGCGGGCCUGCGACUGCUGCUGUGAGUGCUCUGAGCGGGCCUGCAGGGGCGCUGCAGGGAGUGCUGGUGCGACAAGGAGGCGUGCUGAGCCGCCCUCUUGAAAGCGUUCAGGGAGCAGUUGCUGGUGUUGCUGGUGCGGUGCAGAACGCUGCUGGGGGAGUGCAGCAAACGCUGAGCCGGCCGGUUGAAAGCAUUCAGGGGGCAGUUGCUGGUGUUGCUGGGGGCGUGCAGAAUGCGGUUGGGGGAGUGCAGAGCACACUCGGCAAUGUGGGAGCCGGUGUGCAGAGCACCCUUGGGAAUGUCGCUGGGGGUGUGCAGGGCACCCUUGGGAAUGUCGCUGGGGGCGUGCAGAGCACCCUGGGGAAUGCUGCUGCUGGUGUUCAGAGCACAGUGGGCAAUGUGGCUGGCGGUGUGCAGCAAACUCUGGGUAACGCCGCUGGUACUGUGCAGAGCACUCUGGGGAACGCUGGUAGCAGUGUGCAGGGCACUCUGGGUAACGCCGCAGGCACUGCUGCUACUACUGCGGGUGCAGGUGCUGGUCCUGGCGUCGUUACUACAGUCCCCGUGGCAGCACGCUCAUCGGUGGAGAGUGAGCCGAGUGAGCCAGGAAGGAGGCUGCAGGACAGGCCGGCAGGUACAGUCAGCACCGGCUCUGCCGCUAUUCCCACUCCCCUCCCCACCGCCCCCAUUCCUACCACACCCAUUCCAACCACACCCAUUCCAACCACACCCAUUCCUACCACACCCAUUCCUGCCACACCCAUUCCAACCACUCCCACCACCACCCCUGCUGCUGGCACUAGCGCCGGUCCACUGGGAGGUCCACUGGGUGCAGUGCAGCAGGCACUCUCAGGUGCAGGCUCCACCCUUCAAGGCGUUGCCUCUGGCGCAGCAACUACUCUGCAGGGCGUUGCCUCUGGCGCAACCUCCACCCUGCAGGGAAUCACUGGGUCUGCCGCCCAGCAGAUCGCUUCUGCCGCCCAGUCCCUCCCUGGCGCUGUCCAGUCCCUCCCAGGUGCCGUCCAGGGCGCAGCUGCUGAUGCUGCGGGCAGCGUGCAGAGCACUCUGGGGACCGUCGCUAGCGGUGUGCAGCAAACUCUGGGCAAUGUGGCAGGGGGAGUGCAGCAGACGCUGAGCAAUCCGGUCGGGUCACUCCAGGGCGCAGCUGCUGGUGCUCUUCGCGGGGUGCAAAACGCCGCUGCAAACGUGCAGAGCACUCUUGGCAGUGUUGCUGGGGGAGUGCAGCAGACUCUGGGUAAUGCCGCUGGGGGCGUGGCUAAUGUGGCGCGUGCGGCAGGAGGGACUGUCUCUGGAGCUGCUACCGGUGCACAAGCAGCACUCUCCGGACAGCUCUCGGCAGCCCAGAACGCCCUGUCAGGCCCGGUUUCCACAGUACAAAACGCACUCUCUGGACCCCUUUCCACAGUCCAGGGCGCAGCAGCAGGGGCAGUGAGGGGCGUGCAGGGGGCACUGUCCGUCCCUGCUGGAGCCAUCCAAGGCGCUGCUACCGGCGCACAAGCAGCACUCUCUGGCCCCCUGUCCUCAGCCCAAAACGCCCUGUCAGGACCAGUCUCCACAGUCCAGGGCGCAGCAGCAGGGGCAGUGAGGGGCGUGCAGGGUGCGCUGUCCGUCCCUGCAGGCGCGAUCCAAGGGGCGGUUAGCGGCGUGCAGGGUGCAGUUCAGGGCGCCAUGCAAGGGGUUCAAGGCGCGGUGCAGGGAGCAGCACAAGGUGCGCAAGGAGCAGUGCGAGGGGCCCAGGGAGCCGUGCAAAACGCUGUUCCGCUGCCCACAGCUGCCGCUCAGCUUCCUGCUGCCGGCUCUGCUGCUGCAGGUGUGAAUGCGGCUGCCGCUGGUAAUGGCGCUGCUGCUGCUGCUACAGUCCCCGUGGCAGCACGCUCGGCAGCAGAGAGUAAGCCUAGUGAGCCUGGGAGGAGGCUGCAGGACGGCCCGGCAGCAGCAGGCAACGCAGCUGGUAGUGCUGGCCCCACUUCCACCGCCACCCCCACUCCUCUCCCCAUCCCCACCUCCACCACUCCCACUUCCACCACCCUCACUCCCAGUCCACUCGGUGGCGUGCAGCAGGCGCUCUCUGGUGCAGCCUCAACCCUUCAGGGAGUCGCCGGGUCUGCCGCCCAGCAGGUCACCUCCGCCGCCCAGUCGCUCACAGGCGCCGUCCAGGGGGCAGCUGCCGGUGCUGCGGGCAGCGUGCAGAGCACACUGGGCAAUGUGGCUGGGGGAGUGCAGCAGACGCUGAGCAACCCGGUUGGAGCCAUCCAGGGCGCAGCUGCUGGUGUUGCUGGCGGGGUGCAGAGCACACUAGGCAGGGUGGCUGGGGGAGUGCAGCAGACGCUGAGCGAUCCACUUGGAUCCAUUCAGGGCGCCGCUGCUGGUGCUGCUGGGGGCGUGCAGAACGCCGCUGCCAAUCUGCAGAGGACUCUGGGCAGUGCUGCUGCGGGCGUGCAGCAGACUGUGGGCAGUGUUGCAACCGGCACACAAGCAGCACUUUCCGGACAACUCUCCUCAGCCCAGAACGCACUCUCAGGCCCGAUUUCCACAGUCCUAAGCGCACUCUCCGGACCUCUUUCCACAGCCCAGGGCGCAGCAGCAGGGGCAGUGAGGGGCGUGCAGGGGGCACUGUCCGUCCCUGCUGGUGCCAUCCAAGGCGCUGCUACCGGCGCACAAGCAGCACUCGCCGGCCCCCUGUCUCCCGUGCAAAGCACACGGUCAGGGCCGAUUUCAGCUGUCCAAAACGCACUCUCUGGACCACUUUCAACUGUCCAAGGCACAGCAGCGGGGGCAGUGAGGGGCAUGCAGGGGGCGCUGUCAGUCCCUGCUGGCGCCAUUCAAGGCGCGGUUAGUGGCGUGCAGGGCACGGUUCAGGGAUCCAUGCAAGGAGCCAUGCAAGGCGCACAGGGCGCAGUGCAAAACGCUGCGCCACUGCCCACAGCUGCCGCUCAGCUCCCUGCCACUGCUAAUACUCCUGCAGGCACUGCAGCUACUGCGGCCGUUUCCGCUGCUGCAUCCGGCGCCACAGGUGCGGGUGCUGCUACAGUUCCUGUGGCAGCACGUUCAGCAGCAGAGAGCGAGCCUGGGAGGCGGCUGCAGGACAGCCCGGCAGCAGCAGGCAGCGCAGCUGGCAGUGCUGGUUCAACCACCACACCCCGCAACGGCCCCACCACCACCCCCACCACCCCCACCACUUCCACCACUCCCACCACCACCGGUCCACUGGGUGGCGUGCAGCAGGCGCUCUCUGGUGCUGCUUCCACCCUUCAAGGCCUCACAUCUGGAGCCACUGCCACUCUUCAGGGCUUAACCUCGGGCGCUUCCCAGCAGCUGGCCUCCGCCGCCCAGUCCCUCCCCGGCGCCGCCCAGUCCGCCGCCCAGUCCGUCCCAGGCGCGAUCCAAUCCGCAGCAGGGUCGGCACAGUCAGCAGCGGGAGCAGCAGUGGGAGCAGCAACAGGGACUCUGAACCGGGUAGGGGAUGCCCUCACACUCCCCCUGCGCCAGGCUGUGACGGCUGUAUCCCAGCCUCUUGUAGGGGCAGCCCAGGUUGUAGCGCAGCCUUUGGGAGCGGCUGUAGCGAGCGCUGUGCAGCCGGCUGUAGCGGCACUGCAGGCGGGGGUUCAGGGGGUUGGUGCAGGCGUUUCAGGGGUUGCUGGAGGGGUUGGGAGUGCGGUGCAGGCAGCAGGAGCAGGCGUGCAGAACGUAGGGAGAGGGGUGGUGGCAGGAGUGCUGAGUGCAGGGGCAGCAGUGGGGGAGAGGGUGCAGAGCCUGGGAGCGGCAGCAGCAGGGGGGGUGCAGAGCCUAGGAGGGAAUCUGACUGGGGCAGCAGCAGGGGCGGCAGAGGCGCUAGGCAGGACUGCUAGUGGGCUGGGGGCCGGGCUAGGGAGCACUGCAGCGGGAAUUCAAGGGGGUAUUGGCCAGGCGCUCGGGGGAAUUACCCGGGCGGUUCAGGGCGGGCCCGGGAAUCUCGGGCAGGCAGUGGGGCAACUUACCCAGGGGAUUCAGGGCGGGCCGGCGGUGCUGGGGGGCGUGCUGACCCGGGCGGCAGACUCGGUUACUGCGGCAGUGGGAGGGGCGGCAGGGGCGGCGGGGAAUGCUGUGACUGUAGCGGUGGAUGCUGCUAGUGGCACGAUUCGAUACAGCAUUGGGGGGAUUGGGAAUGCUACGGAGCUGGUCUCUGCUGGGAUCUACCAGGCUGCUGGGGCAGCAGGAGGAGCUGCCAGAUCAGCAGGCACGCAGGUGGUGAGCCUGUUCAACCGGGUCAACCCAGUCAACGCCCUGUCAGCAGCAGGCAACACACUCACAGGCACAGUAGCCGCCACCCCCAGCGCCAUCGCCAGUCUGCUGCAGAACCCGGCAGGCUUCGUCCUGCAGGCCACAACCAGGGGAGGUGCAUCUGCUGCUGCCGGUACAAACGGUUCUGCUUCUGGGGUCACAGAGACUCGAGUGGCGCCGCUGAGUGUUCUGGCGCCUCUCAUCCCUUCAACCAUCAGCACCACUCCUCUUUCUGCUGCAGCCACCGUGGCUCCUCUGCUGGGCGUUCGGCGUCAAGAAAUCACUCCAGCCACUACCAGCAACCCAUCAGUCGCUGCAAGGAAUCCAACUACCCUCACCUCCUCUCGCCCCGCCACCACCACCACUGCUAGACCAAACCCCACCACCUCCCUAACCACCUCCACCCCCACCUCCACCAGCAACCCCUCGUCUGCCUUCUCCUCCUUCCCCUCGAUCCCCUCUUCCCUCCCCUCUUCCCUCCCUUCUUCCUUCCCUUCUUCCUUCCCAUCGUCCAUACCCUCUUCCCUCCCAUCAUCCCUCCCCUCCUCCGUCCCCUCCUCCACUCCCUCCUCCCUCACAUCCACUCUCGCCAACCUCCCCACCAACACCCCCACCACCUUCCCCACCUCCAACCCCCUUCCCGCCAACACCCCUCUCCCUGGGGGCUCCUCCCAAUCCUCUUCCGCCCCUGGCAUGCUUCUGGGAGUUGCUGGUGAUGCGGUAACCAACGCUGCACUACAGCUGCUGAGGGGAAUCCAGGGGGCCAUGCCCGGGGCUGGAGGCUCUAGCAGUAGCAGCGGUCGCAACAGCGUUACCAGUGGUAACACUGGGUUUCUCAGCGGCAAUACCGGGUUUCCUAGUGGUACAACUGGAGCUGCCUUCCCUGCAGCUUCUCAGGGAGGUUCUUCUGGGGGAGGCAUUGACUGGACUGCUGCAUUGCCGCUCCUGCAAACCCUUGUCCAGCAAGCAACAGGCGGUGGUGGUAACAGUGCGAGCCGUGGAAAUGGCGAUGGUACAGUGGUGAAUGUGGAUUUGAACGCAUUGUUACCUGUUGCGGAAGCUCUGAUGGGGUUCGCGACAGGGGGUGCAGUUGGAGGGAAUGCAAACCAGCUGGACCUUGGGAUGCUGAUGAAUCUGGCUGGGGCCCUUGGUGGUGCCCUGUCUGGUAAUCCAUGA